Umbelopsis ramanniana AG is the source of this 1269-nucleotide messenger RNA. RefSeq lists its product as uncharacterized. Lineage: Eukaryota; Fungi; Mucoromycota; Umbelopsidomycetes; Umbelopsidales; Umbelopsidaceae. Gene Ontology annotation, molecular function: rRNA (uridine-2'-O-ribose)-methyltransferase activity. The record is from RefSeq and is a predicted model, not a curated record. Gene Ontology annotation, cellular component: mitochondrion. Gene Ontology annotation, biological process: RNA methylation. The coding region runs from base 176 to 907 and encodes 243 amino acids. The transcript has 3 exons.
GCCUCAUUUAUUGAGAUAUGGAAGGACAGCUAUGAUCCUAUAUUUUGGCAUCGACUUCAUUAUUAGCGUAAAAAUGCUUGUAGGAAAAGCAUCACUGGCUAGCUACCGGGACUGGCAUCGACAAAAUUUGUACACACCCGAGAAUUUUUUUGAGCAAUGACAUGGCUCUGGUGCAAUGUUAGGCUAUAUUCGCGAGCAAUUCCCAACGAACCUAUGCAAACUCGGACUUCGACUUUAUUCGUCGUCUUCAAAGAAAUGGCUUUCUCGGCAAUCUAACGACAUGUUUGUGCGAGAUGCACGCGCCCAACAAUAUCGGGCUCGGUCCGCCUUCAAAUUAAUACAGCUGAACGAUAAACAUAGGUUCUUGAAACGGAACGCCAACGUCAUUGAAUUAGGUGCAAGCCCAGGUGGAUGGACUCAAGUCAUUGCAGAGAAAGUAUUCAAAGGAAAGCAGAAGCUAUCUGAAGAAGAAACGGAUGUUACAUCCAAAACUGGGGGGACUGUCAUUGCUGUCGAUUUGUUACCCAUGGAGCCAAUUCCGGGGGUAAGCAUACUUGAAGGCGACUUUCUCGCAGAACCAACUCGACAGAGCAUAAUGAAGAUUCUUGAUGGUAAAGCAGUAGAUGUUGUUCUAUCGGAUAUGGCACCAAGCUUUUCUGGUCACCACAUGGCUGACCACGCAAGAUCCAUGGAACUCUGUGAGUACGCGUUGGCUUUUGCUACAGAUAUUUUAAAAAAAGAUGGAGUUUUUGUCUGCAAGUUCUUCAUGGGAGGAAGCGAACAAGAUUUCAGGCAACUUCUUCGAAAACAUUUUGAAACAGUAAGACACGAAAAGCCAAAAGCAUCACGCAAAGAAUCAACGGAAGGAUUUUUCGUUGCCAUGGGGUUCCGUGGGCAAAUAGAAUAGCCAGCUCUUUUAGAUGGCUUUGAAGUUUUGCCAGUAUCCUGUUAUUUGCCAACACAUUCUGUACCAUAUCUCAUUUCAUAUUUCGCACUAUUUAUUAGAGAGAAUUAGACACUUGACUUCACUUGUAUAAAAGCAUUUGCAUUUCGUUAUGUACAGGGUCGUUGAAAGAUAUCCUUAUAAGCUGCAAUGAGCAGCCCCUAUAGUAUAGUGUUUGCCAAACCAUCCCACCUCCUUUGUUUAAUAAAUCGUUCUAACAAAAGAGCAUAAAAUUGGAUUACUGCAAAGCAAAAUCCUUUUAUGUAGGUAGCACUGCUUUGGCAUCUGAAUAGAUGUUAUCUGAGAGAUCAGUGUAUAAAUGAAAG